Molecule: messenger RNA, 546 nt
Organism: Metarhizium album ARSEF 1941
Lineage: Eukaryota; Fungi; Ascomycota; Sordariomycetes; Hypocreales; Clavicipitaceae
Product: Carboxymuconolactone decarboxylase
Exons: 2
Coding region: 1-546 (181 amino acids)
Molecular function (GO): peroxiredoxin activity
Source: RefSeq, a predicted model, not a curated record
AUGAGAAUUCCGUACGUCCCCAACCCCCCGCAGCCUUCCACCCCAGAGGAGGCCCGGAUCGUGGAGCGCGUUCAGGCCCGGCGAGCCCCUCGACCCCUCCAGCCUCUCGACCUGGCCCUCCUACACUCGCCCCCUCUCGCCGACGGCUGGAACUCCUUCCUGGGCGCGGUCCGCACAAAGACCUCCCUGGCAGACGAUCUCCGCGAGCUCGCCAUCUCUCGCGUAGCAGUGUGCAACAGAGCGUGGUACGAGUGGCAGCAUCACGCCCCGCUGGCCGCCCAAGCCGGCGUCAGCGAGGAAGUCCUCGAUGUCGUCAAGACCGAGGGGCCACUUGCGGCGGUGGCGAGACCAGCCGUGCUGAGCGAGAAGCAGUGGGCGGCGUUGGUCUACACGGACGAGAUGACACGGAGCGUGCAGGUCACGGAUGAGACGUUUGGCAACCUCAAGGCGUGCUUUAGCGACAGGGAGGUUGUUGAGAUUACGGGAACAGUUGCAGCGUACAACUGUGUAAGUCGAUUUUUGGUGGCGCUGGACGGUAAGCCAUGA